AUGGAUCUAGUACAAAUACAAUACCCUUCAGUUAUUCGUCAGUAUCGUCGAGAAUUUACAAGAUUGACAGUUUCAGAACUUGUACUAUUCUUUGAUAAUGUUGUUUCCUACAUGAAAAAUCUCGUUUACACAAAUGAGAGAAACGACACAUUAGACAUCCUUACAUUAAUUUCGGAUGAUUUUGCAUCUUUCUACACUCUUCAAUUAUUCGAUCAUCCAGCUAUCAUUAAUCAUUCAAUCUUUAUCUAUAUUGGACGAACAUUAGAAAUGCUAUUGACCAAAGCAAAUCAUUCACACUCAAUACCAAUGAAAAAAUACGAAGAAGGUUGUCUUUAUUCUAUAAGUUAUUUCGUUGCACAAUUAUGUUUAUAUCGAAAUGAAGCAAUUAAGUCCUUCUAUGGAUUAUUUUCUGAUUUAAUCCCAUCAGUAACAGAUAAAAUCAACGAAAGAGAUGAAACAAUCAAUGAAACUAGUAGAAGAUCAAACACAAUCGCAGAAAAACCAAAUCUUAAAGUGAUUGGUCUACCUCCAAGUGCAUCUAAAACACGUCCGAUAGAAGAAAAUGAAUACGAUAUCACGAAAAUUCCACAUAGAAAAGCAUUUUCUCAGCAACUGAUUCCACCGCCGACUAUUGAAUUAGCAGAACCUGAAGUAUUACCGAUUGUGCGAACAAAUUUUCCUCCAAAAACAUAUCAAGAAGUAUUUUUUACCAAGUCAUUGUUAACAAAACUGAUUCGUGCUAUCGAUGAUCUAUCUCAAAAUGAAUAUUCUCCAUAUCAUGUUAAAUAUAAAGUAGUCGAUAGACUUGUUCGUGUCUGCUCAACACUGAAUCUUGUUGAUAAAUUACUUGAUCCAAUUGUGAAGUGUCUUCGUUCAAAAUUCUAUCGACAAGUUUUCACAAUUUUAGAACCGGAACAACUUCGUUUUAGUCCUAGACAAUUAUUUUUCAUUUACAGAUGUACACAAUUCAUUAUCCAGCAUGAAUUUCAACAACAAGAACAAAUUCUUCAUUCAUUGUGUCAAUCUAUGAUUGAUGCGACGAAAUCAAUUGUGGAAAAUAUCAUAACUUCAUCUGGUAAUUGA
Messenger RNA from Rotaria sp. Silwood1, 1083 nucleotides. Lineage: Eukaryota; Metazoa; Rotifera; Eurotatoria; Philodinida; Philodinidae. The record is from the annotation of a GenBank genome assembly.